Molecule: messenger RNA, 3399 nt
Organism: Acomys russatus (golden spiny mouse)
Lineage: Eukaryota; Metazoa; Chordata; Mammalia; Rodentia; Muridae
Gene: Odad2
Product: outer dynein arm docking complex subunit 2
Exons: 19
Coding region: 98-3208 (1036 amino acids)
Molecular function (GO): protein binding
Source: RefSeq, a predicted model, not a curated record
AGUCCUGGUCUAAAGGCUUGACAGUGUGGAAGCCUCUAACUCUCUCUGUUUUGCUGUAGUGUGUGUUCAGAGCUUGGCUCAGAGCAUUGACAGCACCAUGGGUGUGGCGUUGACCAGAUCGGCACAGUGGACUGCUGCGGGGUAUGGGACUGGAACCCUGGAGAUGACCCCUCUGAAUGAGUCAAUAUUGAAUGAAAUCACUAAGUUUGUGGAGUCUUUUAGUUAUGAAUACCCCCAAGAGGCAAAAUUUAUUUUUGUAGAACCACUUGAGUGGAAAACAAAUUUGGAACCCUCAGCAUUUCAAUCAGGUUAUAUUGUCAGUGAAACAACAGCCACAUCGGAAGAGGUUGAUAAAGAGGGACAGCCCCUGCUGCUUCUCUCCGUGCCUAAUAUUAAAGUCAGGAGCUUUGGGCAGCUGUCAAAGUUGUUAUCAAUCGUCAAAGGCAAGAAGGUGCAGGAGGCACAAGCCUGUAUUGAAGCUAACAGAGACCCUGUUGUGAAAAUCUUGGGUUCCGAUUAUGGUGAAAUGAAAGAGGAGUCUACCACCUUAUCUAUCCUUGAUACGAUCACCAAAGAUGAUACGUCAUAUAUUAAAAGGAAGGUUGCCAUCCUGCUGAAGCAGCUGGACCUGCAUCUACUCAACCAUUCCCUGAAGCACAUCUCACUAGAGAUCCGUUUGAAUCCAGGGGUGUUUAAGAAAGAUAUUGAUCUGCUCAAACGUUUCUCAGGAAAAGGGGAACACACGGUUCUGGAGUCAAUUGAUUACACUUCAGAUUAUGAGUUUUCAAAUGGGUGUCGUGCCCCACCAUGGAGACAGAUUCGAGGGGAAAUCUGUUACUUGCUGGUGAAGCCACACGAUGUAGAAACCCUGUGGAUCACCUGCAGCGCAGAAGGGGUGUUUUUAAAUGGUGGCAAAAAAGAAGAGGAGGGGGAAAUCAAUUAUGAGAGGCAAGGUGAAAUUUACAAAGACCUUGUUACAUGUUUAAAGGACAAGUCACCAGUAUUUUCAGAGAAUAUAUCUAAACAGGAUAUUCAAAUUACUGAGGAGCAACAGAAGGAUAAUCAGAUUUAUGAAAAACCCAAGACAGAAGACUCACCGGUAGCUGAUUCAGAGAAGAGUAAAAUGGAAAAGAACCAGAUUAACUUUGGGAAAAGUCACAUGACCAAGAGAUUGGAGCCAAGCUUAAACUGGAGAGCAACUGUUGAUUACAAAGACCACAAGAGCUCUGUAAAGGACAGCCAAGAGGAAAAACAAGGAAAAUUAGAAAAGUCAUCGGCAUCUACUUCCUCCGGCCGUGCACAGUUACUUCGUAAGGGUGGCGAGAAGGUUGAGGAGACUGUCAGUGAGAGCUCCUCAGAGAGUGAGGAGGAUGAGGAGCCACCGGACCACCGCCAGGAAGCCAAUGCCGACCUGCCAUCAGAGUACUGGCAGAUUCAGAAGCUGGUGAAGUAUUUAAAGGGGGGAAAUCAGACAGCAACGGUGAUUGCCUUGUGUUCCAUGAGGGAUUUCAACUUAGCUCAAGAGACCUGUCAGCUGGCAAUUAGAGACGUUGGAGGUCUUGAAGUCUUAAUCAAUCUGCUUGAUACAGAUGAAGUCAAAUGCAAGAUUGGUUCAUUAAAAAUCCUGAAGGAAAUCAGUUACAAUCCUCAAAUCAGACGUAAUAUUGUUGACCUUGGGGGCCUACCAAUUAUGGUUAAUAUACUCGAUUCUCCACACAAGAGUCUUAAGUGUUUGGCAGCUGAGACGAUAGCAAAUGUUGCCAAGUUCAAGAGAGCCCGGCGGGUGGUGAGACAUCAUGGUGGCAUCACCAAGCUGGUUGCCCUAUUGGACUGUGGACAGAAUUCAACAGAACCGACUCAGCCAAGCCUGUAUGAGACCAGAGAUGUAGAGGUAGCUCGCUGUGGUGCCCUGGCACUCUGGAGCUGCAGUAAGAGUCACUCGAACAAAGAAGCCAUUCGUAAAGCUGGGGGCAUUCCCUUGCUGGCUCGGCUGCUGAAGACUUCUCAUGAGGACAUGCUUAUUCCCGUAGUGGGAACACUGCAAGAAUGUGCAUCAGAGGAAAACUACCGAGCUGCCAUCAAGGCAGAGAGAAUCAUCGAGAACCUUGUGAAGAACUUGAACAGUGAGAACGAACAACUCCAGGAGCAUUGUGCCAUGGCCAUCUACCAGUGUGCUGAAGAUGAGGAAACCCGGGACCUGGUUAGGUUGCAUGGAGGACUUAAGCCCUUGGCCAGCCUACUCAAUAACACGGACAAUAAAGAACGCUUGGCUGCUGUCACUGGGGCAAUCUGGAAAUGCUCUAUCAGCAAAGAGAAUGUGAUUAAGUUUCGAGAAUACAAGGCCAUUGAGACCCUGGUGGGACUUUUAAUCGAUCAGCCAGAAGAAGUGCUCGUGAAUGUGGUUGGGGCCUUGGGAGAAUGCUGUCAAGAAUAUGAAAACCGGGUCCUUGUCCGGAAGUGCGGUGGCAUCCAACCUCUCGUGAACCUCCUGGUUGGAAUAAACCAAGCACUUCUUGUGAAUGUCACAAAAGCUGUGGGCGCAUGUGCAGUAGAACCAGAGAGUAUGGCGAUAAUUGAUCGCUUAGAUGGAGUUCGGCUGUUGUGGUCCCUGCUCAAAAACCCACACCCAGAUGUGAAGGCCAGUGCAGCAUGGGCACUCUGUCCCUGCAUCGAAAACGCAAAGGAUGCUGGAGAAAUGGUUCGCUCCUUUGUUGGUGGUUUGGAACUUGUCGUCAAUUUAUUGAAAUCGGACAAUAAAGAGGUCCUGGCAAGUGUCUGUGCUGCUAUCACCAACAUAGCAAAAGACCAGGAAAACUUAGCUGUUAUCACAGACCACGGGGUUGUCCCUCUGCUGUCCAAACUUGCCAAUACAAAUAACGACAAGCUGCGGCGCCAUCUGGCAGAAGCCAUUUCUCGCUGCUGUAUGUGGGGAAGAAACAGAGUGGCCUUUGGUGAGCACAAGGCAGUGGCUCCGUUGGUGCGCUACCUAAAGUCGACUGACACCAACGUGCACAGAGCUACCGCCCAGGCCUUGUACCAGCUCUCAGAGGAUGCAGAUAACUGCAUCACCAUGCACGAGAACGGCGCUGUGAAGCUUCUACUGGAUAUGGUCGGGUCCCCAGACCAGGAUCUACAGGAAGCUGCUGCUGGCUGUAUAUCCAACAUCAGGAGACUGGCUCUUGCCACAGAAAAGGCUCGAUACACUUGAAUGCUCUGAAAAAGGACAGACCGCUCCCUUGUCCCAGAAGCCAUGAAAGGCAUUUAUCAACCAGUCCCUUCAAAUAGUCUAAACAAAGAACACGUGGAUUAAAACACAAAAUCUUUCUUUCAAAAUUACGAGACUCUUUCCAUUCUAUUGAAUGAAAAGCAAAUGUGUAAUGAAAUGUAAAAACAAUAAAG